UCGGCGCCGGGAUGUAACUUCCCGGCAGAUGUUAAAGUAGCAGAAGGUUGGGGUUUCACUGCGUGAAUUCUGUUCCAGCCACUCUCCUUGGCAGCGUUCUCGGAGAGGUCGGUUCUUCGGGGCCCGUUUCCGCCAGCACGGACCCGACGGGGCCGACGUCCCGCCGCCUCUCGGCCGGGCGCUGAUGCCCGCUGCGCCCGAGAGGCCCCGCAGUGGGCCCGAGUCAUGAGCUUGCUGGGCUGCCUCACCCCGUCGCCGCGGGCCGCGCCGCAGUCCGCCAAGGCCAGGAUGAAAAAGCCCCCAAAGCGGAGCCAGAACGAGAAGUACCGGCUCAAGUACCUGCAGCUGCGCAAAGCCGCCAAAGCCACGGUGUUUGAAAAUGCUGCUAUUUGUGAUGAAAUUGCUCGUCUUGAGGAAAAAUUUCUUAAAGCAAAAGAAGAAAGACGUGUCCUUGUUUUUAUUCUGCUUGCUUGUUCUGAGGAACUUCUUAUUAAUGAAAGAUCUCAAGUCCUACCCGAGACCUACUGGAUCAAAAACUCUGUGGAUGGGGCCUGGAAUCUGUGUUUUAGCAAAUCCUCUGUGUGAUUCAGAUUCAUCUGAGAACCACCAAUGGAGUUCCUGGUCCCAGCACGUGAGCUGAAGUAAAGCAUUUUCCUAACCCAGAGGGAAGAAAGAGCACCUUUUUCAACUGCCUUAGGAGGGAGGAAAAUUAGAAUGAGUAUGUACAGGCGAAGACGGUCAGUUGUAAUGCUUAUGGCUACAAAAUCCAAGAGCUUGUGAAUAGGUGCUGAAUAAAGAGAGUUUGAUGAGAGCAGGUUUGUUGCACCACGUGAGAUGGUUGAUGGUGUUGUGGUUACAGGAAGACAUGCUGACCUUUGCCACUGGGUGGGUCAUGACACCACCAAUAUCUAUUCCUACACAAACCAAGUGUUGCCAGAAAACAGACCUGAGAGACAGAUGCCAUAGUAACAUCAGGCCACGAGUAUUAAACCAGAGGUCACUAACAACAAAGGAACAGGAGAAAAAUGUCUUGCACUUAAAAUUAGUGAAACUGAGUGUACAUGGAAAAUCCUACACACUCUACCAAAAAACUGCUCAAACUAAUUAAUGAAUUUGGCAAAACAGCAGGAUACAAAGUCAAUAUCCAGAAAUCAAAGGCAUUUUUGUAUACUAACAAUGAAUCAGCAGAAGCAAAAAUCAAGGAAAAAUAUCCCAUUCAAUAUAGAAAAAAGAAAAAUAAAAUAUCUGGGAAUAAACCUAACCAAGGAGGUAAAAGACCUGUAAGCAGAAAACUACACAGCACUGAAGAAAGAAAUCAAGGAAGACACAAACAAAUGGAAACAUGUACCUUGUUCAUGGAUUGGAAGAAUUAACAUCAUCAAAAUGUCCAUACUACCCAAAGCAAUAUACACAUUCAAUGCAAUACCUAUUAAACUGCCAAUGGCAUAUUUCACAACAUAAAACAAACACUUAAAAACUUAUAUGGAAUCAUAAACGAGCCUGAAUAGCAGCUGCUCUUUUGAGAAAGAAGAACAAAGUAGGAGGGAUCACAAUACCUGAUAUCAAACUGUAUUAAAAACCCACUAUAAUCAAAACAGCCUGGUACUGGCAAAAAAAACAGGCACAUAGACCAAUGGAACAGAACAAAGAGCCCAGAAAUCAACCCAACUCUCUACAGUCAAUUAAUAUUUGACAAAGGGGGCAGUAACAUAAAAUGGAGUAAGAUAGCCUCUUUAACAAAUGGUGUUGGGAGAACUGGACAGCUACGUGCAAAAAAAUGAAACUUGAGCAACUUACACCAUACACCAAAAUAAAUUCAAGGUGCAUAAAAGACUUAAAUAUAAGCCGUGACACCAUUAAAGUCCUAGAGGAGAACAUCGGCAAGAAAAUCUCAGAUAUUGCACCCAGCAACUUUUUUACUGAUAUGUCCCCUAGAGCAAGGAAUAUAAAGGAAAGAAUAAACAAAAGGGAUCUCAUCAAAAUUAAACGCUUCUGCCUGGCUAAAGAAAACAUUAUUAAAUUAGCAAGACAACUGACUGUAUGGGAAAACAUAUUUGCCAAUGAUACCUCAGACAAAGGUUUAAUCUCCAAAAUAUACAAAGAACGUACACCACUCCACUCUAAGAAGGCACCCAACCCAAUUUAAAAAAUGGGAAAAGGACUUGAAUAAACGCUUCUCCAAGGAGGACAUACAGAAUAUCCAGAGACACAUGAAGAGAUGCUCAAUAUCGUUAGCUAUCAGAGAGAUGCAAAUUAAAACCACAAUGAGAUACCACUUUACACCAGUCAGGAUGGCUAUCAUAAACAAAGCAACAAACAACAACUGUUGGAGAGGUUGCGGGGAAAAGGGCACCCUAGUUCACUGUUGGUGGGAUUGCAGACUGAUACAACCAUUAUGGAAAACAGU
This is a messenger RNA of Artibeus jamaicensis (Jamaican fruit-eating bat), 2407 nucleotides long. RefSeq names its product transforming growth factor beta regulator 1-like. NCBI's taxonomy places the organism in Eukaryota, Metazoa, Chordata, Mammalia, Chiroptera, Phyllostomidae. The record is from RefSeq and is a predicted model, not a curated record. The coding region runs from base 226 to 585 and encodes 119 amino acids. The transcript is spliced from 3 exons.